AUGUUUUUCUUAAUUAUUAAUAUAGCUAUACUUUUACCUUUUACAUCGAUAUUUAAUUUUUACAAUGAUAUGAGUAAAUUUAACAAAAUUAUAGAUGAAAUCCUCAAAGAGAAUAGAAAAUUAGACGAAAGAACUAAUCGAUUACUAGUAAAAUAUAAAGGGGAUAAUGAAGCACAUAUUGUAUGUUUGAAGGAUAUACAAAAUAAUAUAGAUAACAAAAAAAAAGAUGUAUCUAAUAAUGAAAAAGAACACAAAACAAAAGUGAAGCAAUCAAAUGGAAGUUCAUCAAGGAAUGUGGCAAGCAAUAAACAAUAUAAAAAAAAUAAUUCUUGUAUAUUUGAAACGAAAAAAUAUUCUCAUUUAGAAAAAAAAAUAUUCAACGAACUUGAUUAUAUAGAUUUUCUUAACAAUAACAGGACAAUUACUAAUCAAAUGUAUAAAAAAAUAAUACUUAAAAAAUUCUCAUUACGAGUCGCUUUACCUUUAUUGUUGUUCUUAUUAUUAUUAAUAUCACUCAUAUUAGAUAAAUCGAUGAAUCGUGGUCUUGCAAAAGGUUUGUUUGAGCUAACGCAUUUGUUCUAUGGAGGAAAAGGAUGGUACAAUGCUUUACAUCAAUGGUUAAAUGUUUCCCCUUUAUCUGGGUUCUUCCGGACUGCGAAAAAGAUAAAAUAUACAGUGCUAAUAGGGAGCGCUAAGACGACCAGAGAAACAUAUCUUUAUGUAUUUAAUUUUUUUGACUUUAUAAUAUAUACUCUACCUUUAUUUAUAUUAGGUGUCAUGCUUAUAUUAGGAGUUUUUUAUUACCAUAAGAAAGUUAAGAAAUAUAAUAAAAUUAAAUUUAGAAAAAGGUAA
Messenger RNA from Plasmodium malariae, 852 nucleotides. Its product is annotated as fam-l protein. The transcript is spliced from 2 exons. Lineage: Eukaryota; Apicomplexa; Aconoidasida; Haemosporida; Plasmodiidae. The record is from RefSeq and is a predicted model, not a curated record. Bases 1 to 852 code for a protein of 283 amino acids.